Closterium sp. Yama58-4 is the source of this 2252-nucleotide messenger RNA. The record is from the annotation of a GenBank genome assembly. NCBI's taxonomy places the organism in Eukaryota, Viridiplantae, Streptophyta, Zygnematophyceae, Desmidiales, Closteriaceae.
AUGUCAGCAGCCAGCCGUCGCCGAAAGAGCAUCAAUGCGCUGGCAUCGCCCACUCGCGUGUCGACACGUCGGACAGCGCGGACGGUCAUUGACUUGGCAUGUGACGAUGCAGAGGAGAGGGAAGGGAGUCAGGAAAGGGAGGAGGAACAGGAUAACCGCGACAGUUGCGAGAAAAAUGGUGACCGUGAGAACGAGGGUAACGCGGAAAGGGACGCGGGAGGCACGGGGGAAGACGAUGGAAGGGAAGACAAACGCUCGUCUAAGAAUGGGCGUGGAGUCAGGAGGGGAAGAGGCAGAGCGCGGGGGAGAGCCGGGAGGAGAGUCUUGACAGGGAGAAGAGGAAAGGACACUGAUGCUGACCAGGACGACCAGGGCGAUAGAGGCGACCUGGGUGACGACCAGGGUAACCAGGUUGACCACGUUGACCACGUUGACCUGAUGGACCAGGAGGGGGACCAGGGUGAUCAGGAUGACCGGCGGGUUGACCUGGUUGACCAGAGGGACCGGAAUGAGCAGGGCGACGGGGGUUGUGACGGGGAAUCUGACAACGUGGAAGUUACAGGGAUACAGGGGAAUCAAAAUGAGGACAUUUCGGUGGUAGGUGAUGACGUGGCACGGGGAGAUGAUGACGUGGCACCCAUGGAUCGUGCCCAGCCGACAGAAAGAACCUCGGGUGACGUGGCAGCAUCAUGGGUCAAAGAUUGGGCUGUGGGAACCUCGUACCGUUGUGCACGUGGGAUAGAGUCUCCUUCUCUCUGCAGAUUCGUGCUCGCUUUGGCGGCUCCUGGUGCUCCUCACAGCAAACUUGUAGAAAAACCUGGGAACCCUGAUAAGAGAGUUGUAGGGACGUCUGAGCGUUCUGAAAAGAGAGGUCUGGGAACAACUGGGGACUCUGAGAAGAGAGUCUCAGGGUCUUCCGGGAGAUUAGGGAAGAGUAAUUCACGGAGGCGUGGCAGUGCAGCAGGGCUGCGCAAUGCAAGCCGUGGGGAGAGGGACGGAAGCAAAAGUUUGACGGAAGCGGAAGACAUGGGAGGGGAGGGGGAGUUGCGAGAGGGGGGAGAGGAAGGGGAGAAUGGGGAGAAGGGGGAGAAGGUGGGGGAGAAAAGGGGGAAGAAGGGGGAGAAGGAGGGGGAGGGAAAGGAAGGGGAGGAGGGAGAGGUUGGUGAAGGGGCAGAUGGUGAAGCGAGAGUAGAUGGAUGUAGCCUUAGUGAAGAUUCUUGUAAGGAGGAUGGAGAUGAGGUGGAGGCGAAAGUCGGCACUUUCGAGGAAGGUAGCUGCAGGCUUGGUGAAGAUGGUUGUAUGGAGGAUGGACGGGAAAGAGUUUGGGGGGAGGAGAACGUGGUGGAGAGGGGCAGAGGUGGAAAGGAGGGGGGUGGAAAGAAGGGUACAGGGAAAGAGGGUGGUGGGAGGGAGGGUGGUGGUGCUUUGGGCGGUGGGGGCAAUGGCAGUGCGGCUGCUGAUGCUGCUGCAGCAGGAGGGAGAGAUGGGGAGAGGGGGGAUGUAAAAGUGGGAGAGAAAUGGGGAGAUGGGAAGGGGAAGGAGGAUGAGAAGAGGGGAGAUGAGGAGGCAGAUGAUCAAGGAGGGGCUAUUGCGAUUGUCACAACGCGUGCAACAUCGCAACACACUGCCACAGUGCCACACACUAUCACUGCAACAACGUCGCAUCGCAACAUUUCUUCACAAGAUCCACACAUUGCACCUGCAGUGCCUGAGGCAGGAACCAGCACCCAGAAGCACCAUGCUCUUAUCGAGUCAGCUAGUAACGAGAAUGCUCUUAUCGACCCGUCAAGUAGCCAACAGCAGGGCACAAUUGUGGUGGCAUCAUCCCCUGAGGGCCAGUGUGCUGCUGCUGCCACCCCACACUCAUGCUCCUCCCUCCCGUUUGUCUUCACCAGAGACCGAUGCCAGCAGUGGCUGGACCGGGUUGAAGGGCGGGCGUUCACAUAUCCCACCAGGCAGCAGCUGGGCGCAGUGGAGGUGAAGGCAGCGGACUUGCAACGGUUGCUGCCAGGGGAGUGCUUGAACGACACAGUCAUCGACUUUUAUGUCAAGUUCAUUGAACAGACGAUGCUGCAAGAGCCACAGCGGUUGCGGUUCCACUUCUUCAGCACCUUCUUCUCCACCUCGCUCGUCCGCGCGCAGGAGCGAUUCAAGCUGACUCAGGACCCGCACGAGCUGAUGCGGCUAACCAGGUGGACGAGGGGCACGGACAUUUUCUCCAAGGACUUCAUCGUCAUCCCCUUCCAUGAAGA